AUGGUGUCCGUUAAGUACUCUUGGAUUCCAUCUAAGUGUGUAAGGUGUGGGCAAUUAGGCCACAAAGAAUCAAGAUGUCUAAUCCCUGAACAACAACCCUUAGUUGCUCCUGCCUCCAUUGUUGUUAAUGAUGUUGUCAAAGAAGUGGUUGCAAAAACCGCUGAAAUUGCUCAUGCACCUACUGUUACGCAUGACUCUAUUGUGGAAGUAGCUUUCACUCCAACCAUUGUUGUUGAUGUCCCUGCAGUAGCUACACAUACUUCAGCCUCUCUACAAACCCAGCUCCGCAACUAUUGCAACUACUCUCACUGCGGUCUUCCUACUGCUUUAGUUACACCAUGUACUCCUAUGAUAGAUUCAUUGAUAGAUGAAGAUGAAAGAAAUGCGUUUUGUGACAAUUUUGUCACAUUAGACUCAAUGUACUCCGGAUUCGGGAUGGGUGACUCUUCUCAUAGGUCCAGAGGUGGAAGACCAAUUAAACCCACACAAAAAUUUCAAGAGAUGCAAUGGAGUUUGGUAAAAGGACGAAGAAAUAACGAUCGCGGUGGUCGGCCACGGAUCACCAACUUAGGAGUUUUUAGAGAUUCAUCUCAGAAUCCUCCUCCCCUUUGUCGUGACUUUGGUCAUUGUGGUCGCGGUAAACGGCCACAAUCCUCUUUACUAGCUAACUUUCAAGUUUCAUAA
Messenger RNA from Arabis nemorensis, 684 nucleotides. The record is from the annotation of a GenBank genome assembly. Lineage: Eukaryota; Viridiplantae; Streptophyta; Magnoliopsida; Brassicales; Brassicaceae.